GAAAAAGAACCAAAUCGGUAUAUCGUGUCCCGGUGAAAGUUUACGGCAAAAGAAGUAUAUUAUACCUAUGCCUAGUAGUAGUACCCAGUUUUGUUUACAACAGUUCUGCAGACUUGAUAAGAAGUGUUUCAUUAGCACGUUGUAAAGUUCUCCGCGAUUUUCGACGGCUUCAGGAAUUCUUCGCAGUGCAAUUGGCAUCAUCGUUAUAGUGAAAUUCGCAUUUCCCAAUCGUGAAGCGAUGAUGGACCUUAGGCGAGUGGCCUCACAUGCAGUCUUUGUCAUUCUCAUCAUCUCGGGGGUCCGGGCCCACUCUUCAAAUAACAAAUUCCGAAGCAUCUACUCCUGGAAGGCCCUCGAGUUCGCUUUUACAACUCCCCAGGCGAGAGAGACUGCCAUUGAGCUGGGCGAAUUCAUACCUGGCAAACCGCUGCCCAUCGACGUUGACACUUAUCGCGGCAACAGAACUGGAUCCCGGAUUUUCGUAUCGAUACCACGAUUCCAACAAGGAGUACCGGUAACCUUGGGCUACGUAACCAACGUUGUUUCAAGUCAUGACAAUCCGGUAAUCGCACCUUAUCCAAGCUGGGAUUGGCACCGGUCCGGUGAUUGCGACGGUUUGAUCAGCGUUUGGAGGAUGCAGAUUGACCGUUGCGGGCGAUUGUGGGUGAUGGACACGGGGAAAAUCGAGGAAAAUCAAAUAUGCUCGCCACAGCUGCUAGUCUUCUCGCUCGAGACGAACCAGCUCCUCUCGCGUUACAGAUUCCCAGAGGACCACGUCAAGGAAAGCUCCCUCUUCGUGAACCCGGUCGUCGACGUGCGAGGUCAGUUUUGUCAGAACACCUUUGUCUACGUCGCCGACGUGACUGGGUUCGGCCUGAUAGUGUACGACCACCAGAAAACUCGAAGCUGGAGGAUAAACAACAACCUGUUCUACCCAUACCCGAACUACGGAACGUUCUCCAUCAAGGGCGAAGUCUUCGAUCUGAUGGACGGCGUUCUGGGGAUGGCGCUGAGCCCUCUGAAGUCAAACGAGGACAGAACCCUGUACUUCCACUCGCUGGCGAGUAGAGUAGAGUCCUACGUCGCGACCUCGGUUAUAAGGAACUUUUCUCUCUUCCACGAGAAUCCCGACGGAGCUGCUCGCUCCUUCGUCUCCUUUAAAAACGAACGGAGCACCCAAUCGGCGGCCGAAGCCAUGGACAAGAACGGCGUCAUGUACUUCGGACUGCUUUCCGAGUUGGCGAUCGGCUGCUGGAAUAGCAGGAACUAUGAAUACGGCGAUGAAUUCAUUGAGAGGAUCGCCGUAAAUGCGGACACCCUGCAAUUCCCCUCUGGAGUCAAGGUUAUCACCGAGUCCGACGGACAUCAGCAGCUGUGGGUGAUAACGGUGUCCUUCCAGCGAGUUAUGGUUGGAACCCUGACUCCGAACGAAACGAACUUCCGGAUCCAGGCUGCCGAUAUCAAUGAGCUGGUGCGCGGAACGAAGUGUGACGUCGCUUCUCUGAACAUAAACGCGAUCAGGGAGUCAGCGACCAGUGGUGGUAGUACUGUGACAUUUCCACAAUGAGUGUCAAGGCCCCGCGAAAAGUUCUCCAAAUCACCUAACAUAAUUUCGUACUUUUCGCGGUUCACCAAACACUACCGCUGCAAAGUGUCUUGCGUGCAUGUCAGAAUGAAACCUGAGGGGUAUAGUUUUUACAUUGAUCAUGGAUGACGUCAACGAUGAAAUCGAGAAAGCUACGCAUGGACGGUGCAUUGUUUGAUAUUGCAGUUCCUAAAUCUGCGUGUUAUCGUUGAAGACGUGUUGGACUUUGGCCGUAAAACUGAGUGCAAAUUCUUCAGCCGAUUGUUCUGCUGGAUGAAUUUAACCCGUUCGUACCCGAUGCCGUUCCACACGUUUCCAAGCCACGCACCCAUUUGGACAGUCCGAGGAUUGAAGGGUCAAGCCUGUAAAUACAGGGAGAAUAGUUGAGUGAAAUAGGUUUUUGUAUUAAUAAAUUAUACUAUUUAUGGCGCAUAGAGCUGGUGUAAUUAAGUAAGCAAUGUAAUGUGAGUUAAGUACUCGGAAAAACCAUCCUCGUCUAUCAACCGUUAUCGGUUCACAGUUAACACGGCUGUACAAUUUUUUCGCAGUUCUGAGUAAAAUGUCACAAUACUUUGACCUUCGUUUAAAUAGAAACGCGUGUCGCGAGUUUGGACGAAGAAUAAUAUCGAUUAAUAAAUUGUAUAAAUUUGAUUAAUAUUUAACAAUUCUAGUUAUGAGUAUAACCGUUGCAACAAAGAAAGUUGAUUUGGUCCGUCAAAGAUUUACAAUCAACAGGAUAUGACUAAUAAAUAUAUACACAUUUAUAUUAUUCUAAGUUAAGUGUAAUAAUAAAUGUUGAUCGAUAGAAUACUGAA
Neodiprion virginianus is the source of this 2400-nucleotide messenger RNA. RefSeq names its product protein yellow-like (gene Y-e3). The coding region runs from base 239 to 1567 and encodes 442 amino acids. The transcript has 6 exons. Gene Ontology annotation, cellular component: extracellular region. Lineage: Eukaryota; Metazoa; Arthropoda; Insecta; Hymenoptera; Diprionidae. The record is from RefSeq and is a predicted model, not a curated record.